AUGGGUGUAGUUAGUAAUUCAGACUCAAAUGGAUCUGUUCAAAAUUGCAAUGGUUUAGAAGAGAAGCUUGAUGAUCUUCGUCGCCUUCUUUGUAAGGCUAAUGGUGAUCCAUUAAGGAUUGUUAGUGUAGGAGCUGGUGCUUGGGGGAGUGUUUUUGCAGCGUUGUUGCAAGACAGUUAUGGUCAGUUUCGCGACAAGGUACAAAUCAGGAUAUGGAGGAGGCCAUUAAAGGUUGUUGAUAAAGCAACUGCGAAGUAUUUGUUUGAAGUUAUCAACUCUAGAGAAGAUGUGUUGAGGAGGUUGAUUCUGCGUUGUGCUUAUUUGAAAUAUGUCGAGGCAAGGCUUGGUGAUAGGACAUUAUUUGCCGAUGAGAUUCUCAAAGAUGGUUUUUGUUUGAAUAUGAUUGAUACACCGAUUUGUCCUUUGAAGGUUGUCACAAACUUGCAGGAAGCUGUUUGGGAUGCAGAUAUUGUUGUCAAUGGAUUGCCUUCGACCGAAACAAGGGAGAUUUUUGAAGAGAUUAGUAAAUAUUGGAAGGAGAGAAUCACAGUUCCUGUAAUUAUCUCUUUGUCAAAGGGUAUAGAGGCUGCGUUGGAGCCUGUUCCGCAUAUUAUUACUCCAACAAAAAUGAUUCACAAAGCAACUGGAGUUCCAAUGGAAAACAUACUUUAUCUUGGUGGUCCAAAUAUUGCAUCAGAAAUCUACCACAAGGAGUAUGCAAAUGCUAGAAUAUGUGGUGCUGAGAAAUGGAGAAAGGCUCUGGCAAAGUUUCUCAGACAACCACAUUUUAUUGUUUGGGACAAUAGUGACCUUGUUACCCAUGAGGUCAUGGGUGGCUUGAAAAACGUUUAUGCAAUUGGUGCUGGAAUGGUAGCAGCCCUUACCAAUGAGAGUGCUACCAGCAAAUCUGUAUAUUUUGCACACUGUACAUCAGAGAUGAUAUUUAUCACUCACUUGUUGGCGGAAGAACCUGAAAAACUCGCCGGACCAUUAUUGGCCGAUACUUAUGUGACUUUGUUGAAAGGUCGGAAUGCAUGGUAUGGCCAGAUGCUGGCUAAGGGUGAACUAAGUCCAGACAUGGGUGACAGCAUAAGAGGCAAAGGAAUGAUUCAGGGUGUGUCUGCAGUCAAGGCAUUCUUUGAACUUUUGAGCCAAUCAAGCUUGAAUGUGUUGCACCCUGGAGAAAAUAAGCCAGUUGCUCCAGUUGAGCUCUGCCCAAUUUUGAAGACACUAUAUAAAAUAUUAAUAUCCAGGGAGCUAUCAACAAAAGCUAUUCUCCAAGCUCUGAGGGAUGAAAAUAUGAAUGAUCCCCGUGAACGUAUUGAGAUUGCACAAAGUCAUGCAUUCUACAGGCCUUCUCUGCUUGGACAACCUUGA
Molecule: messenger RNA, 1377 nt
Organism: Lathyrus sativus (Indian pea)
Lineage: Eukaryota; Viridiplantae; Streptophyta; Magnoliopsida; Fabales; Fabaceae
Source: the annotation of a GenBank genome assembly